Alexandromys fortis (reed vole) is the source of this 1966-nucleotide messenger RNA. RefSeq names its product ORAI calcium release-activated calcium modulator 3 (gene Orai3). The record is from RefSeq and is a predicted model, not a curated record. Lineage: Eukaryota; Metazoa; Chordata; Mammalia; Rodentia; Cricetidae. Gene Ontology annotation, cellular component: membrane. Gene Ontology annotation, molecular function: store-operated calcium channel activity. Gene Ontology annotation, biological process: store-operated calcium entry. Bases 557 to 1267 code for a protein of 236 amino acids. The transcript has 2 exons.
GGGUCGAGGAGCCAAGAAAACGGGCCCCAAGGGAGUGCGGGACGAAAUAGAAGGGUUUCUUUAGCGUCAUGGAAGGAGCGAAAUCUCAAGAGACUGGGAAAAGCCCUUUAUGUCAGGGACAGGGUUGUCGUAGGCACGGCCUUAAGAAUAUAAACGGCUGAGGAAGAUCGAUCCAGGGGUGUCACGGAAGAAGGGAAUGACGAGGUCUGCGAGAGUAGACUGGUGGGGAAAAGGUCUGUUCUCACAGAAGUCGCUUAGUUACCAAGUCCGCGAGAGUUGAAAGGCCAGUCGAGCUGAAUGAGAGCUGUUAGCAGCCAGGUCAGGGGAAGAGGGCUGGGGCAUGGAAGAUGCCCCCACCUCUCAGAAGGCUCGAGGAAUGCUAGAGUUGCCCCGAAAAGUAAGAAGCCGGCGAGGAAGCUGCUGGGGAAGGAAGCUGGUCAGGGAGCUAACGAUGGAGUCUGAUAAACCGCAGGUGUGGGAGGAUAAUAUCAACUAACGGUCCCAGCAGCGGCCUCAGGAAGUGGGACUGAAGAAGAUUCCAGGGUGCAGAACACAGAUGUGUCCUGGUUCCUCCCUACUUCGGGCCAGCUGUGCGACCCUGAGCCGACCUCCACUCCCGUUGCCGUCGGUGGCCAUGGUGGAGGUGCAGCUGGAGAGUGACCAUGAAUACCCCCCAGGCCUGCUGGUGGCCUUCAGUGCCUGCACCACCGUGCUGGUAGCCGUGCACCUCUUUGCACUCAUGGUCUCCACGUGCCUGCUGCCCCACAUCGAAGCCGUGAGCAACAUCCACAAUCUCAACUCUGUCCAUCAGUCACCGCACCAGCGACUCCACCGAUAUGUGGAGCUGGCCUGGGGCUUCUCCACUGCCCUGGGCACCUUUCUCUUCCUAGCUGAAGUUGUUCUGGUGGGCUGGGUCAAGUUUGUGCCCAUUGGGGCACCCAUGAACAAACCAGCUCCUGUGGUACCUAUGUCCCAGGUGCCACCAGUGACCCUUAGUUUACCUUCCAACCUCACUCCGUCCUCUGCUUCUGUAGCCACACCACAGCAGCCUUCCAAAGCCUGUCCACCCCGACAAGUGUGUGGUGGUGCCCAUGGGCCAGGUUGGCAGGCAGCUAUGGCCUCCACAGCAAUCAUGGUACCUGUGGGACUGGUGUUUAUGGCCUUUGCCCUGCAUUUCUACCGAUCCUUGGUGGCCCACAAGACAGACCGUCACAAGCAGGAGUUGGAGGAACUCAGUCGCCUGCAGGGGGAGCUGCAGGCUGUGUGAGCCUGGCUUAGACUCUUGGAAACAUUGACGCCCCGUGUCUGCAAGGGAUCCCAGGGACCUACAGACCUCAUUCGUUGCCCCAGACUUGAGCCACGUACUGUAAACUACUCUCAGGUAGAGGCCAAAUUCCUGCACAGCGUCCCACACUCCCAGGGAUAUCCCGUUACCACAGCCCAGUGGAUUUUGUAAGCUGCACCUUGCCUAGCUGGAGAAAGGAAGUAGAAUGGUCUCAGUAGAGGCCCUAGCGGGGUCUUCAGUGGUGCUGAGCAUUUGCUUGCUCCUCCGCAGGAAGGUGACAUGCCCGCACACCUGUCCUCCAAGGCAGUCAACUCUUGCUUAUGUAUAAUCUAUUUCACAGUUGACAUCCUGGGAGGGUUUUUUGCCGGUCAUGGUUUUGAUGGGUUCCCCUUUCCCGACUGGGCUGCUGUAGGUGACCUGGGUGUCUGUCCCUAGGAUGAGCCACUUCCCACUUGGUGACUUGUGGUGGUGCCUGUCCCACUGCCCUAGACUCAUCUGUUCCCACCUCUUUGGCCAGAGCUGGGAGAGGAGGAACCUUUGAAGACUGACUGACUGCUGCCGACUCGACUCCUUGACAAGGUCAGGGGGUUUGUAAGGCAGACAGUUCAGCCCUUAGAACGCAGAGCGCUCCAGAUGCUACAUUUCCGAUAGACCUUUUGUUAAUAAACUGUUUCACGUGUU